UCUUUUUGUUUUCAAUCGGAAUAUGUUUUAAUUUUGUCAAAAGUUAUGAAAUUGAAGAGAACACACCACUGUUAGCAUCGGUUUGCAUUACAAUAAGUGAUAUGGUUCGCACAGUGUACGAUUUAAUUUAGUGAAUUGAAUUUCAGUUGUGUAAUUAUUGACAAUAUGAUGGACAAAAGUGGAAAUAAUUUUAACAUGGACGAUGCACGAUAUCGUAUCAAACCCUAUCAGCAAAUAGCAUCAUCUUGUUCCGGUGCCAUUAUCACCUCACUGACAAUGACACCAUUAGACGUAGUUAAGACUCGGUUACAGGUACAACAGAAGACCAUGCUAUCAAAUAAAUGUUUUGUUUACUGCAAUGGACUCAUGGACCAUUUAUGUCCAUGUCCAACGAAUGGUGAUUUGGCAAUGACGCGUAAACAAUUACCGUAUAACGGAACGAUCGAUGCAUUCAUAAAAAUAAGUAGAAAUGAGGGAAUUGGUUCGCUGUGGUCUGGUCUGGGACCAACGCUAGUGCUUGCAAUACCAGCAACUGUUAUAUAUUUUGUUUGCUACGAGCAGCUUCGUGUUAGAUACAAAGAGUAUUACUUGAAACGAUUUCCGGGUACGGAUUGGGCUCUUUCUAGUGCUAAAGUCAACAACAAAUUUAACUUUUAUUCCUUUACAGAAUCGGGUACUGCAGCAUUUUCUAUACCAUUGCUAGCCGGAAUGUCAGCUCGAGUGUUGUCCGUUACCGUAGUCAAUCCAUUAGAAUUAGUUAGAACCAAAAUGCAAUCGGAAAAAUUGAGCUAUUUUCAAGUUGGUAAAGCCUGCCGCACAAUGAUCGCAAAGGAGGGUAUCACUGGACUGUGGAAAGGUUUAGCUCCAACCCUAUACCGUGAUGUGCCCUUUUCCGGCAUCUAUUGGGCUUCAUACGAAUCGAUUAAGAGUUAUUCGAAUGUUGUGAAUCCAACAUUUCACUUUAGUUUUGGUGCCGGAGCUGUGUCUGGUUGCAUAGCCGCAUUCGUGACGACCCCAUUUGAUGUCGUGAAAACGCACAAACAAAUCGCUUUCGGCGAAAAGUUCUUAUAUCCUACCGAUAAAUCGAACCGGCCAGAUGUGAAACCAUUGCAAAUGUUAUCUAACAUUUACAGAGCGAACGGAUUUCAGGGAUUGUUUGCCGGUGUUACGCCUAGAAUAAUUAAAAUCUCACCAGCAUGCGCGAUUAUGGUAGCAACAUUUGAAUACGGCAAAUCGUUUUUCUAUCUACGCAAUAUCAAUGCAUCCAGAUCGCAAUCGAAUAACGUUGACAGUAAAAUGUUGUGGCGAAAUUAGCGGAAGAGAGAUUCCUAAAUUGGUGAAUAAAAAGAAUAUUUUUCAUAAUUGGACUUA
Bradysia coprophila is the source of this 1371-nucleotide messenger RNA. RefSeq names its product solute carrier family 25 protein Shawn-like. Lineage: Eukaryota; Metazoa; Arthropoda; Insecta; Diptera; Sciaridae. Gene Ontology annotation, cellular component: mitochondrion. The record is from RefSeq and is a predicted model, not a curated record. Gene Ontology annotation, biological process: mitochondrial transmembrane transport.